UUUAAGAGUUCCAUUCACUACAGAAUUGUUGUGAAUUAAUAUUUUAAUAAAAAAGUUAAGAAAAACAAAAUAUAAAACGUGACUACUAAUGGCACAUGCUUAUUCAUAGAAAAAUAACAAUAAAAAAAUAGAGAAAUUGGUUGAUAAGUUUGUAAUUCAAAGAAAUAUGAGUGGAAUUCAAAAUUUGGGUUAUGAUUCUUCUGAAAAAUUAUCAGAUGAGCAUAUAGGAAUGACUUCUGCAGAUAUUCCUGUAGGACCUGAUAUAUCUAAUCAAGCCAUGAACAAAAAAGUGAAGAAAAUUUNACCCGACCCGACCCGAAAACCCGCGGGUUUUAAAGAAACCCGACCCGAAAUUUCGGGUUUUUUAAAAUACGGGUUUUGGAAAACCCUAUUUGUAAUAUAUUUUACUUUUGCAAUAGUGAAAUUUUUUGAAAGAAUUGAAAAUAACAAAUGUGAAACAUUUGAUUGUAAACUAACAUUUUGUUCACCAUACGGAAUGCUCAUUUUCCUUACUGCUGUCGUAUACUUAGGACUGAUCUAUUUCAAAAUUAUAAAAAAAUAUUUUGGAAAUUGCAUCGAUAGCAGAGGUUUUGAAUCUACAAAAAAGAUAUUUGAAACACAAUGGUUCAAAUAUGUAUUGAUAACCGUAUGCUUUGGAGCUCACAGAAAGCAAAUUAAAUGGCGACCAGUAGUUGUUGGGUCACUUCUUCAAUUUUUGCUGGGUAUAUUUUGCAUUAGAUGGUCAGUAGGAAGGAUGAUUUUUCAAUGUUUCGGAGACAAAAUUGCCCAGUUUUUAGACUACGCCAAAGAGGGGACAACAUUUGUUUAUAGCGAUUUUCUUGUGAUCGAAAAGGAAAUAUUCGCCUUUGCGGUUCUGCCUACGAUAUUCUUCUUCAGUUUAUGUAUCUCAGUACUUUACUACCUUGGCACUAUGCAAUGGGUUCUAUUGAAAUUAGGAUGGAUUCUUCAAUCACUAUUAGGGACAACAGUAUGUGAAAGUGUUAAUGCUGCAGGGAAUAUAUUUUUGGGCAUGACUGAAGGACCUUUGAUCAUUAAACCCUACAUAAACUUAUUGACCAGUUCUGAAAUACACGCAGUAAUGGUUUCUGGAUUUGCAACCGUAUCCGGAACUGUUCUUGCUGCUUACAUAUCAUUUGGCGCUGAAGCUCAACAUUUAAUAACUGCAUCUGUAAUGGCAGCACCAGCAUCUCUUUUUAUUUCGAAGCUUAUGUGGCCUGAAACUGAAGAGAGUAAGACUUCUUCUGGGAAUAUUCAAAUGGAGAAAUCUUCCGACUCUUCAGUUCUCGACGCAGCCUCAAAUGGGGCAUCACAAGGAAUCAAUCUAGUUCUAAACAUCAUAGCAAAUCUUGUGGCUUUCGUGGCAUUUAUAGCUUUUAUUGAUGGAAUACUUAAAUGGUCCACUUAUUUGCUUGGAUUCGAUGACGUGGACAUUCAAUUUAUUGUUGGAAAAAUAUUUAUUCCUGUAAGUUGGGCAAUAGGCAUUGAUUGGGUUGAUUGUGAAGCUGUUGGUAAUGUAAUUGGAACAAAAACGAUUGUAAACGAAUUUGUUGCCUAUAGAGUUUUAGGAGAAUACAAGAGAGCUGGGACAAUAUCUCUUCGUUCAUCUGCUAUUGCUACUUAUGCUAUUUGUGGUUUUGCUAAUCCAAGCUCCAUGGGAAUACUAAUUGGUGCACUUAGCGCUCUUUCACCAACUAGACGACCAACUAUAACUAAAGUAGCCUUUCGAGCCUUUAUUUCAGGAUGUUUUGUAUCGCUUAUUACCGCUAGUAUUGCUGGACUUUUAAUGACCGAUGAAAUGAUUGAAAAUACAUAAUAGGAAAAUUAAAGUUAAAAAAAUUAACUGUUUAUGAUGAAAGAUUGAUUGUUACUUGGAUUGUUAUAUGUUCCCGAAAUGAGUCCCUGUUUUUGAAAAAAUUUGGUGAGUUCUUUUCUCGGUUGUUAUUUUAUUUUUAACAUUUUCCACUUUUUUAUUUAUCUCUUUGUUAAGAUAUUUUAUUAAUUAUACUUAGUCAAAACGUUAAAUUGAUAACGCUGAUAAUGCAAGAAGUGGAUCACUUUAUCUAUUUGCUUUUAAAUGCAUAUAAAAUGAUCAUCUCCACUCUAAACACAUGACCGCU
Molecule: messenger RNA, 2138 nt
Organism: Clunio marinus
Lineage: Eukaryota; Metazoa; Arthropoda; Insecta; Diptera; Chironomidae
Source: the annotation of a GenBank genome assembly